This is a messenger RNA of Wyeomyia smithii (pitcher-plant mosquito), 1305 nucleotides long. Its product is annotated as FAM172 family protein homolog CG10038. The record is from RefSeq and is a predicted model, not a curated record. Gene Ontology annotation, cellular component: nucleus. The transcript is spliced from 6 exons. Gene Ontology annotation, molecular function: siRNA binding. Bases 110 to 1180 code for a protein of 356 amino acids. NCBI's taxonomy places the organism in Eukaryota, Metazoa, Arthropoda, Insecta, Diptera, Culicidae. Gene Ontology annotation, biological process: regulatory ncRNA-mediated heterochromatin formation.
ACUGUCAAAUGCCGCCGAAACAAACUUUUGUUGACCAAACUUUUGCGCUACAAUUGUUGCGGUAUAAAAAUAGUAACAGAAAUACGCUAAAUGUAAUUGAACGAUUGAUAUGUUACUUAAUCAAAACAGUGUCCUUUAUUUGCUGAGUUCUAUGCGUUCUGUGCUUCGUCUCUUGCAGCCGAAAAAAAUUGCAGCGACUGUCGACGUAGCAGGUAAUAGCAGGAUGUUUUCGAUGGGCCCAGGAAAUGCUAAAACUUACCCGACAACGUUGGAAGGCUUCGGAUAUGGUUUUACUGAUGAGGGUAAACUGAGGCAGAUUGAUAAGGAAACCGGUAAAUUGACAGAUAAAGCUUUCGACUUCAACAUCUACACCUCGGCGCAGGAAAACCAGGCUCAUUACGAAGCCCUAGGAGAAGUAAUCACCGAUGCUAUCUACGAGAGGUUGGAAAAAGUUGUAGGUUUGAAAAAGAUAUUUUUGCCGGACGAUGUGCCACCAGAAGAAGCCACCUUCAUAUUCAGCACUAAAGAGAAACUGGAUCAACCGAAAAAGUUGCUGGUUUUGAUUCACGGUAGUGGCGUGGUGCGUGCUGGACAGUGGGCUCGAAGCCUCAUAAUCAACCAUUCGCUGGACGCAGGGACGCAGAUUCCGUACAUCAACAAGGGCCGCGAAGCGGGCUACGAAGUGCUGUUGACAAACACCAAUGAUAAUUAUCGUAAAAUCGGCUCGUCAUCGAAAGGAAUCAAGGGCAGCCGGAACCCCACGGAGCACGCCGUGUCAGUGUUCGAAAAGCACGUCAUCGCCAGUAAUCCGCAAGCGGUCGCAAUUGUUGCGCACAGCUAUGGUGGCGUUGUCACCGUAGAGUUGGCUCAGAAGUUUCCGAAAUUUUUCAAGGAGAAGGUGUUUGCGGUCGGAUUCACCGACAGUGUUCACUCGCCCUCGCUUGUUCCCGAAGCGCUGAUUGCGAUUGGUCGCAACUGGGUAACUUCGAAAGAGCCACUCGACACGACGCUAACCAUUUCCAAGCAAGACUUGCCGCGAUACUCAGCAGGUCACAUAAAGCAUGAGAUGACGUCCUACACAUGUAUGGAAGCGUUGUUCAAAUUUUUCGAGCAGAGAUACGAACAGUUUACCGCGAAAGAUGCUAGUCCGGAUUCUAAGAAACCGAAAAGUGAACUGUAACUGUAGGAAAAUCGCUCCUCCCCAACAGUUGUCACGCUUCUUAUUCAUAAGAAAAUCAACCAGCAAGCACCAAGGCGCUGUAUAAAAGUUUUGAUUGUGCGAAUAAAAUUGAGUCCAACAGUAAA